Molecule: messenger RNA, 2157 nt
Organism: Penicillium bovifimosum
Lineage: Eukaryota; Fungi; Ascomycota; Eurotiomycetes; Eurotiales; Aspergillaceae
Product: oligopeptidase family protein
Exons: 2
Coding region: 1-2157 (718 amino acids)
Biological process (GO): proteolysis
Molecular function (GO): serine-type endopeptidase activity
Source: RefSeq, a predicted model, not a curated record
AUGGCCAUUCGUUCGAUGAAGUUCACCCCCGAGGUCCUGCUCGGUGCACCCAGGCGGUCCUCAGCUGCCCCGAAUGCGGCCGGCACCCUAGCAGUCUACACCCAGACAUCUUACUCGUUUGAGUCCCAUUCCAAGACCAAUGAAAUCCGUGUGAUUGAUAUCGAGUCGGGCCGAUCUACCCUUAUCACCAAUGACCCCGGCGCCAGCAACCCGCAGUGGGUGGAUCACAGCGAUCAACUGGUCUGGUUGAAGACCAAGGCCAACGGCAACACAAGCUUCAUAGUGGGCGAUGCCCGCCAUGCAGAUAAUACAUAUACCGCGGGCACAGUUCCAGGACCCGUCUCGGAUCUGAAAGUAGUCGUCCUCGAGGAAGGAAAGGUUGGGUUCGCCGUGACAGGAAAGGCCAAUCCAGAUGGAUCGUUGUAUAAUCCUCAAGAUGCGAAGAAGCCGCAUACCACCGGCAAACUAUACACAUCGCUCUUUGUGCGACACUGGGAUUCGUAUGUUGAGCCCCAGAAGAAUGCGAUCUUCUAUGGCUUGCUGGAACAGGCGCCCUUGUCACCAGCCCGCAGAAGGGCUGGGAAGUACUCCGUCUCAGGUCUUACAAACUUGAUCGCGGUAUCGGGAUUGGCCGGCGUCGAGUCACCUAUUCCGCCCUUUGGUGGCACCGGCGAUUUUGAUAUCAGCCCAUCUGCUAUUGUGUUUAUUGCGAAAGAUCCCAACUUGAACCCCGCCACCCAUACUUCAUGCUCGUGUUACUAUGCUCCCAUGUUUUCGUGGACUAGCAUGAGUGAGCCUGAUGCGAAGAUCUGCAAGGUUACUGGUCUUCAGGGUGCGAUGUCGUCCCCUGUCCUCAGCUCAGAUGGUAGCUCUAUUGCACUGUUGGCAAUGCGCAAGGACGGCUAUGAAUCUGACAAGAAUCGGAUUCUGUAUGUUCCGAACCCGUGGAGUGGGGAGAUGAUUGAGAUCUUCCAAUCCGAUGAUGGUGAAGGACUUUGGGAUCUCAGUCCCUCGGUCGUGUCUUUUUCUCACGACGAUAAGUCGCUGCUCAUUCAUGUCGAGGAGGCCGGCCGUGGAGUCCUCUACCAGCUUCCAUUGCAUAAUCCACAGAAGGUUAAGCCUGACUCUCUCAAGAGGCUAACUGGCUCUGGAUACGUGAAUGAUGCUGUUCCUGCGGCUGCCAAGUCCUCCAAGCUGUUUGUGUCCAGCAGUAGCCUGGUCGAUAAUAGCCUGUGGACUAUCAUCGAUCCAGCACACCCAGAUGACGUCCAAAUGAUGUCUUCAAACGGACGGGGUGGCAGUGCGUUUGGUCUGUCCAGCUCCCAGGUUGACGAGAUCUGGUUCAAGGGAGCCGAAGACCAUCCCAUUCACGCGUGGGUCGUCAAACCCUCGAACUUCAAGCCUGGGGAGCAAUAUCCCCUUGCAUAUCUUAUACACGGCGGACCCCAAGGUGCAUGGAAUGAUCAGUGGAGCACGCGCUGGAACCCUGCUGUUUUCGCCGAACAGGGUUAUGUUGUGAUCACCCCCAACCCAACCGGCAGCACUGGUUAUGGCCAGCCCUUCACCGACGGAAUCCAAGGACAAUGGGGCGGCCGGCCCUAUGAAGACCUGGUCAAAGGCUUCGAGUAUAUUGAAACGCAUCUAGACUACGUCGACACUACGCGGGCGGUAGCGCUGGGCGCUUCGUACGGCGGUUACAUGAUGAACUGGAUCCAAGGCCACCCGCUCGGACGCAAGUUCAAGGCGCUAGUCACCCACGAUGGUGUGUUUAGCAUGACGUCCCAGCUGGCUAGUGAAGAGCAAUACUUCCCUCUGCACGACCUGAAAGGGCCGAUCUGGAAGGUUCCUGAGAACUGGGCGAAGUGGGAUCCGUCGCGCUUCACAGAACACUGGCAAACGCCUCAUCUGAUCAUUCACAAUGAGCUGGACUACCGUCUGACCAUUGCCGAAGGGCUGGCUGCAUUUAAUGUACUCCAAAUGCGUGGUGUUGACAGUGCGUUCCUUACAUUCCCUGACGAAAACCACUGGGUUUUGAACCCCGAGAACUCGCUCAUGUGGCACCAAACGGUUUUGAACUUCAUUAACAAAUACGUGGGCCUCCCGGCUGUGUCAGAAGAAGCUGACCUGACACGCGGGGUGGCUAAUAUGUCGCUGUGA